AUGUCUUUCCCCCAGGACAUGGUGUUUCUGGUUCUAGUGCUCCCUCUGCUGGUGGGGAGCACCCCUAUUUCUCAGGAAACAGACUGCUCUGAUGUCUAUGCUAAUGGACAAACACUGAGUGGAGUGUACACCAUCUACCCUGCAGGUGAAACACCUGUACAGGUGUACUGUGACAUGGGCUGUUUGGGAAGCCAAUCAGAGGAUGGGAGAUGGACGGUGUUUCAGAGGAGAAUGGAUGGCAGUGUGAAUUUCUACAGACCAUGGAAGCACUACAAGAAUGGUUUUGGGAACAAAUACGGAGAAUACUGGCUGGGAUUAGAGAACCUCUAUCAGCUCACACACAAGAGGAAGUAUGAGUUGAGAGUGGACCUGGAGGACUUUGAGGGUGUGACAGUGUAUGCCCAGUACUCCGCUUUUUCUGUGGAAUCUGAAACUGAAGGAUACAAACUCCAUGUUAGUGGCUUCACCGAUGGAGGAGCAGGUGACUCACUGACCAUACACAACGGACAGAAGUUCUCCACCUUGGACAAAGACCAGGACACUUAUGCGGAUGGGCACUGUGCUAGAUCUUUCCUUGGAGGGUUUUGGUAUGGCGCUUGCCACUAUGCUAACCCCAAUGGAAUAUAUCUGUGGGGAAGUGAUGGCACUCAUUACGCCAUUGGAAAUGUGUGGCGCCAUUGGAAAGGUUAUGAUUAUGGUCUUAAGUCCAUCAUUAUGAAGAUCAGGCCUGUGGCUUAA
Electrophorus electricus (electric eel) is the source of this 738-nucleotide messenger RNA. Its product is annotated as microfibril-associated glycoprotein 4-like. Gene Ontology annotation, biological process: elastic fiber assembly. The record is from RefSeq and is a predicted model, not a curated record. NCBI's taxonomy places the organism in Eukaryota, Metazoa, Chordata, Actinopteri, Gymnotiformes, Gymnotidae.